AUGGCAGACUCAAACAAUACCCCCAUUAUUAACCCAGACUAUGAUCUCGACAAGCCCAUAACCUCCAAAGUCGGCCUCCGUCAAGGUCUCGCAUCAUACGGCGACCCUCACUUCUCACUCUUCCUGCGCAAAGUAUUCAUCAAAGCUCUUGGAUACAGCGAAGAUGCACUCUCGCGACCAAUUAUUGGCAUUGUCAAUACAUACUCCAGCUUCAAUCCUUGCCAUGCCAAUAUUCCCCAGCUCAUUGAUGCUGUAAAGAGAGGUGUGCAGCUCAAUGGGGGUUUGGCGAUUGACUUUCCCACCAUCAGUAUCCAUGAGUCGUUCUCAUCGCCUACGAGUAUGUAUUUGAGGAAUUUGAUGAGUAUGGAUACGGAAGAAAUGAUUGCGGCGCAACCUUGUGAUGCUGUUGUUUUAAUAGGAGGAUGCGACAAAACUACGCCUGCUCAAUUGAUGGGUGGUAUCUCCGCAAACAAGCCAAUUCUUCAUCUGGUCACCGGUCCAAUGAUGCCUGGUAGUCAUCGUGGAGUUCGCAUCGGAGCUUGCACUGACUGUCGCAACAAUUGGGCCAAGUACAGAGCUGGAAGUCUAGACAUUGAGGAUAUAUCAGCAAUUAACGAUGAACUAGCACCGACUGGAGGAACUUGUGGUGUCAUGGGAACAGCAUCUACCAUGGCAUCCAUACUCGUCGGUCUAGGAAUGAUGCCCUUUGCCGGCGCCACAGCCCCAGCUGUAUCAGCCUCCAGACUUCGAAUCGCAGAGGCAACUGGUGGAUUGGCCGUGUCUGCGUGCAAAGAUGUUGAACGUCUGCGCCCACAAGCUUUACUCACACGAGAGUCUUUCUUGAAUGCCAUUACUGUUCUGCAGGCAAUUGGUGGUUCGACCAAUGCCGUGGUUCAUCUCAUGGCUAUCAUAGGACGACAUCCCAAGGUAGCCGGGACAAUCACGUUGGACACUGUCGAUGAGAUAGGGCGCAAAACACCAUUGCUGGUUGAUCUCAAGCCAAGCGGUGAUAACUACAUGACCGAUUUCCACAACUCAGGCGGAAUGCUCGCUUUGUUCCACCAACUCAAACCUCUUCUCUAUCUCGACGCUCAGACAGUCACCGGGCGAACCCUCGGUGAAGAAAUCGCCCAUCAAUCCCUCAUCCCAGUUCCACAAGAACUCAGCGUCAUCCAGCCCUUUGACAAACCUCUGUACCCAGCAUCUUCCCUCGUCGUCCUCCGAGGCAAUCUAGCCCCCGGAGGCGCCGUCAUGAAAGCAAGUGCCUCCAAGUACAGGAAGCUCCUCCAGCACACUGGUCGCGCAGUGGUAUUUGCCAACUCUGCAGACAUGGCCGAACGGAUAGACGAUCCAGAUCUCGACGUCACUCCCGAUAGCGUCCUCGUUCUUCAAAACAUCGGCCCUAUUGGGAACCCGGGUAUGCCAGAAGCAGGCAUGAUUCCUAUCCCGAGAAAGAUUGCAGCGCAGGGUGUUUUGGACAUGCUCCGGUUGUCGGACGGUCGUAUGAGUGGCACAGCUGGAGGUACGAUUGGGCUUCACAUAUCGCCUGAAUCAGCAGACCCCAAGUCACCGCUUGGUAUUGUCAGAAAUGGGGAUCUCAUCACUUUGGACGUGGAGAAACGCAGUCUAUCUGUAGAUCUAUCUAAUGAAGAGAUCUCUCAAAGAAUCCAAGAGAGGGUAAAGAGUUUUGAGCAGAAUGAUGCGGCACCAUGGGUCAAGAGGGAGGGUAUGAGAGGAUAUAGAGGAUUAUACAUGCGAAGCGUGAAUCAAGCACAGCAAGGCGCCGACUUUGACUUUUUGACGGCCGAAGGACCUCAGAGACAAUAA
Messenger RNA from Fusarium poae, 1827 nucleotides. RefSeq lists its product as uncharacterized. The coding region runs from base 1 to 1827 and encodes 608 amino acids. NCBI's taxonomy places the organism in Eukaryota, Fungi, Ascomycota, Sordariomycetes, Hypocreales, Nectriaceae. The record is from RefSeq and is a predicted model, not a curated record. The transcript is spliced from 4 exons. Gene Ontology annotation, molecular function: hydro-lyase activity.